GGCGUUUUAGCGCUGCGCUGCAUCGUGGAUUCAGCGGAUGAGCCAGAUUGCCUCGCACUUAGAGCAGACAUCAUGGGAAUUUGUCAGCACGCUGACAGCAAGAUUGGCGGCAAGUUCCACUCGCUCGCGACGACCAGCAAGAAGCAGCCCAGAGUGAAACGGGACACGUUCAGCGCAGGGGCCAGAGCUGUCGGCGACGCGGCCUCUAUGUGCACUGUGUUUGCCCGGCUUAUUCAGGAGAUGGAUAUGGAACCCAGUUCUUGCGCGACGCUGGCGGACGCGCAGAUCGGGGAG
Molecule: messenger RNA, 294 nt
Organism: Prorocentrum cordatum
Lineage: Eukaryota; Dinophyceae; Prorocentrales; Prorocentraceae
Source: the annotation of a GenBank genome assembly